Messenger RNA from Nerophis lumbriciformis (worm pipefish), 1139 nucleotides. RefSeq names its product UBX domain protein 2A (gene ubxn2a). Gene Ontology annotation, molecular function: ubiquitin binding. Gene Ontology annotation, cellular component: nucleus; cytosol. Gene Ontology annotation, biological process: membrane fusion; autophagosome assembly; proteasome-mediated ubiquitin-dependent protein catabolic process. NCBI's taxonomy places the organism in Eukaryota, Metazoa, Chordata, Actinopteri, Syngnathiformes, Syngnathidae. The record is from RefSeq and is a predicted model, not a curated record.
GUCAAUUUACGUCGCUGCGUGACGUCAGAGCUGCUGCCACAAACGAGUACGGUAGAUGCAGAUGUGUGUGUCCGCGUAGCAGCCGAGCAAAAUUAGAGCUGAUGGACAACACAAGUCGACAUGAUACACAAUGACGUGGAGAAUGAUGACAAUUGGGUUGCGAGCGAUGAUGAUGAAGAGGAGGCUCCGAUGAGAUGUAGUUUCUCAGUAGAAGACCUCCUGGACGAGGUGGAGAAGAUCUGUUACGAUGCCUCAGGGACGUCUAAGGUUGAGAUGGUGGUGCGCCUGUGGAAGGACGGCUUCACUGUCAACGACCAGGAGUUCCGCAGCUACUCGGUACCUGAAAACCAGCAGUUCCUGGACGCCAUCAAAAGGGGGGAGCUCCCGGCAGAGUGGGAGAGUCGGGCUGAGGAAGAGGAGCUGGAGGUCAAUGUGGAGGACCUGACAGAAGAAGCCUAUGUUCCCAAAAAGAAAGUUUUCCACCCUUUCAGUGGGAGAGGAUACCGGCUUGGAAGCGUAGCCCCCAGAGUCGUGGCCAGGUCGCCAUCUGUGCACGAGGAUGGAGAAUCUCCUCCUAUUCCCAUGGUAACGCUGGACCACGCCCUCCCCGUGACCUCGCUGCAGAUCUGGUUGGCCGAUGGCAGGAGAUUGGUGCAGAGGUUCAACCUAUCACAUCGGCAACACGGUGGAACAAUGGUUAGCGCUCAUGCCUCAAGGCCUCGAUUCCUGGGAUCGGAGUCUUCUUGUGUGGAGUUUACAUGUUCUCCCCGUGACUGCGUGGGUUCUUUGGCUUCUUCCGACUUCCAAAGACAUGCACCUGGGGAUAGGCUAAUUUGAAACACAAAAUCGGCCCUGGUGUUUGUAUGUGAGUGUGAAUGUUUGUCUAUCUGUGUUGGCCCUGCGAUGAGGUGGCGACCUGUCCAGGGUGUAGCCUGCCUUCCGCCCGAGUGCAGCUGGGAUAUACUCCUGUUCCCCGGGAUGGUAGAAAAUGGAUGGAUGGAUAUAAUGUAUUCUUGUUAACCCGUGCUAUCGUUCUUGUGGUACUCAUUGGGCUAAAUCUAGGACCUCAGGCACUACAUUGUAUGUGUGUGCUGGUAAUGUAUGGCAAUAAAGUUAAUUGAAUGAUUGAAAAUGCAUAA